GUGCAAUCGUAUUAAGAUGGAACUGGAAUUAACGCGUGUUGAUUACAUUAACGUUGGCCUAACGGGCCCAAACUGUCUCCAGCUACUGCCACCGAUCGGUAGCACCGGAGGCACGAGCGGGUACAAGCAACAGCAAAAAGUCGCCAUUGGUGACCAGGAGGGUGUGUUGCAGGUUUUUUCGAUGAAAAAGGACGAACUACAAAUGCAUUUCAAGACAUUACCAAGCGAACGCAUCGCCUCGGUGAAGCUUGGUGGGCAGUCGGGCUCGGUAGCGGACAAAAUCUUUACCGCCUCCGAAAACAAGGUACGAGGGUUCAACAAGAAGGGCAAACUGUUCCUCGCUUUCGAGACGAGCCUCACCGAAACCAUUCGGUCGAUGUGUGUGAGCGGCAGCGAUCUGUUGGUGUGCGGUAACCACGUGUACAACCAUUACCGAGAUUGCAAGGAAAUUGGAUCGUACCUUUGCGGUGACGUGAUUGUAGAUGUAGCAGCACUCUGCCCGAAUAAUACCAGCCGGUUAAUAACAGUGUUGGCUUGCUCAGGACGAGUUUUACGCAUCCUCGAGCAUUCCCGCGUACGCCAAACGCUCGAACUGGACAGCGUGCCAACGGUGCUGUACGUUCCCAAAGGCAUUGGCAAUCGUAUGCUGUGCGGAUUCAGCGAUGGAAGUGUGGUUCUGUUUCAUCUGAACCUUCAGGUUACAGAGGUCAAGCGCGAGGUGCUGGUUUCAGAUCAACUGCUGAAAGAAGGGCAAGAGCGAGGCGAAGGAAGCUCUAGUGCUGUCACAUGUUUGACCACAUAUGAUCUGGCCGGCGAUGGAAAGGAAGAACUGAUUGUCGGUUACCGCGAUGGUACGCUAAGGGUGUUCACGAUGAAUUCGGACGAAUAUCAGUUCGAGAUGGAAUGCACACAGAUUUAUAGCGAAAACUUUAACGAAAGCAUCUCAAGCGUCCAAGGAGGCUGCGUUGGUGCCACAAACUAUACCGAAAUCGUAGUGUGCACAUAUUCGGGUCGAGUCUUUGGCUUAACAACCCAAUGCAUUAGCAAAGUUCUUAGCGACAGCGGACACUUUGCCGAUCGUGCAACACCUAUCGCCGUUAGUCAAGCCAUUGAUUCAUCGGCAAAGCUGCAGCGUAUCAGAGCGGAAAUCUAUGAGCUCGAGCAGACGAUCGCCAAGGAACGCGAGCGGUACCAACUUUCGACACAAGCCUUGUCUACAGGACUCUCCGCAAUUCCGAUGCUACCGGUAAACGAUGCCUUCGUGCUUUCAAAAAGUGAUGCUACCUAUGUGCUAUCACUGGAAAUACCCACACCUAUUGAGCACGUGCUGUUACAAUGUGACACACCCAUCAGUUUGCUCGAUGUCGAGAAAAACAGUGCUGUGGUCAGUUUUAGCGAGUGCGAUAAGCUAAGCGGUAACAGUCUGUUGGCCAGCUAUCGCUGCCAGCUAAACACGAACCGUAUUGAUUUGAUGUUCCGCACGAUUGAGGGUCAAAAUGGAACGCUGCAGGUGUACAUUACACCCAAUCUUCAACCGAAAUGUUGCCAAUUGAAGCGUUAUCACAUUAAACCGCUCUCGCUGCAUGCCAUCAUGCACAACGCCACGGAUACGAUGUUGGCUCGCCCGAUGAAUACGCUCACAUUGAAGGGCCCUUUCAGUCAGGCGGAAGUGCACAACUGGAUGAUCAACAGUAUCCCCGAGCUGCCGGAAAAGCUGCACGAUAGUGGCAAGGUGCGGCAUACGUUCCAACACGUCUUCAUCGGCACACUGCUGGUGUGUGAGUAUGGGAAAGGGGAAGCGACUUUCCGCAGUGACAACAUUUCCACAAUAUCGAUCCUGAAAGAUUUCAUUACCAAAGAAGCGACUAAAAAACGGAUAAAAUUAGAAAUAUCCACUUCUAUUAAUGAAUCUACCAUUCCAUCGUUGAUCAAAUUAAUUGAACCGAAAAUUCUACACUAUAAUAAACUUACCAAAGAUUGUCAGAUGGCACAAGCCCUGCUUGAUUUGGACAUACGCGAUGAGUCCGAAUUUAACAUGCUGUCGAAGGAGUACCAAGACUUGAUUCGUAAUCAGCAAUCUAUUGACGAGGAAUUUCGGAAGCAACCAACAGUGCUGAAUCGGAUUUACGGUAUCCUAACCGACCUAUACAUCGAUAAGUUCAAAUUCAAAGGAGUUAAUGUUAAAGCAAAACUUCCACUGCUAAUCGAUUUGUUGGAAAAUUAUUGCUACGACGAAUUGGUCCGUUUUUACACGGCCGAAAGGGCGGAAGAAGGUGUUAAUAAAGACUAA
Messenger RNA from Anopheles aquasalis, 2290 nucleotides. Its product is annotated as Bardet-Biedl syndrome 7 protein-like. Gene Ontology annotation, molecular function: protein binding. Gene Ontology annotation, cellular component: axoneme; ciliary basal body; membrane. The record is from RefSeq and is a predicted model, not a curated record. Gene Ontology annotation, biological process: non-motile cilium assembly; intracellular protein localization; intracellular transport. NCBI's taxonomy places the organism in Eukaryota, Metazoa, Arthropoda, Insecta, Diptera, Culicidae.